Molecule: messenger RNA, 1299 nt
Organism: Paraglomus brasilianum
Lineage: Eukaryota; Fungi; Glomeromycota; Glomeromycetes; Paraglomerales; Paraglomeraceae
Source: the annotation of a GenBank genome assembly
AUGCCGAUAAUUCCAGUCUAUCGUAUAAGUGAUCCAAAUCAAUAUCUUGUAACAACAGGGGCCCUAAUCAAUAACAUACGUCUAACUAAGAAAGGAUGGGUUCUCCCAGGACAACGCUGUGCCUUUUUCGACAUCACUCCGGCUAACUACACCCUUGAUCUUCAAGCCAUGUCUGCUGAGAAGCUCGAAUUCAACCUCCCGGCAGUCUUCACCAUCGGUCCCCGUGAUGAAACAGAGUCGCUCGAACGAUAUGCUAGAUUGCUCGCUGCAAAGGAUAAACAUUCGGAUCAUGUGAAGGAAUUGGUUAGAGGCAUUAUAGAGGGUGAGACGAGAGUAAUUGCUGCAGGAAUGACUAUGGAAGAGAUAUUCCAGGAAAGAAAAGGAUUCAAGGAGAAAGUCAUUAAAAAUGUACAAGCCGAGUUGGAUCAGUUUGGUUUAUUUAUUUAUAACGCGAACGUCAAGCAGCUGCAAGAUACCCAAGGGUCUGAAUAUUUUGCAUACAUGCGUAUGAAAACUCACGAAGGUGCAGUAAACCAAGCCAAAGUCGACGUUGCUGAAGCGAAAUACCGUGGUGAUGUUGGUGCCAAAGAACGUGAGGGUCUAACUCGUCAAGAGACAUCGAAGAUCGAAGCUGAAACUAUCUUAGUCGAAAAUCAACGCAAAAUUUCUAUUGCUGAAGCCGAAGCCAAUCUCGCGUCAAAGAAGUCAGAGUAUGAACGAAAGACUAAAAUUGCUGCAAUUGAAGCAGCUCAGGCAGCUAAGAUGCGUGAUAGUGAGUUACAGAAAGAGGUAGAGGAGAAGAGAUUGUUAUCUGAGACUGAGAGAAUGAGAGUAGAACAUGUGGCCAAAGCUACAGCUGAGAUGGAGGCAAGAAAGGCUUUGGCCAAUGCUAAAUUAUAUGAGGAGCAAAAGGAAGCUGAGGCUUCAUUGUAUCGAAAGCAGAAGGAGGCUGAUGGAUUGUUAGCGCUUUAUAAUGCUCAGGCAGAUGGUAUUAAGAAUCUUAUGAGUGCAUUUGGUGAAAAUGCUAACGCUGCGUUACAAUAUAUUAUGGUUGAGCGUGGAAUAUACACCCAGCUUGCCCAGACGAAUGCAGAAGCAAUACAAGGACUUAACCCAAAGAUUACUGUUUGGAAUACCGAUGGGUCUUCGCAAUCAAAUAGUAACCCAAUCGCCAAUAUCUUCCAGACACUUCCGCCAUUGUUGUCGACUGUUCAGGAGCAAACUGGUAUUUCUCCACCUUCUUGGUUAGCCGGAAUGCCUGGCAAAGGGUUUGGUGACAGUUUGAGUGGGAAUGCAUAG